CAAUUAUAGUUAAAGGAAAGUAAAAUCAACGCAGACAAAUUGACGUCGCUUCGAAGACGUGAAAUCACCUGUCCAAAACAUGUACACGGAACUACAUGUGUAUUUCAUUUAUCCUGCUAGAUUAUUUUCAAGCGUUCAACAAGCCCAAUGUUUUGAUGAACUCGUUUGAGUGUGAUACGAUUUUUUUGUCAUCCAUAACUCUGGCAGAUAAUGCUUCCUCCGAUUCUUCAUCGGGAACCAAACCUCAACUCGAUUUGAUUUUCUUGGGCUCGUCAUGUAAAGCGUGCAGUUGUCCCGGAACAGCGAUAUUCGCAUGAACAACCCACUUUUCUUUGUAUUUUAAGAGGACAGUUUGAGGUCUUUAUUACCGAUCACUGUGGGGCAGAAAUGAAAGUAUAUCCAGAAAUAAUGUAAGCCGUCAAACUGAAAUAAUCUGAACCAACAACAGCUAAACUGAUGUAAAUUCAGUUGUAAAUAAACAUGGAUAUACCCCCCCCCAUAUAGAGGACUGCCAUCCAAGCAUUAUGAGGAUAAUGGUAUAUCGACUUCGGGCAUUUUUUCCUCUCAAAAGUUUAUACUGAGGAGCCCAUGCAGUGUCUUGUUACGGCAUUAUUCAAGCCCAGAAAGUCGAUAGCAGAAACAGGAGGCGGCAAUUCUUUCCGCACUCGGGCAAAACGGCAUUUUAUCAAACGCUACGCAGUCGUGGCAUUGCGACAUCAGAGUAAUUGCCUGCAACUCGCCAUUUACGGAUUUUUGAAGGACGCUCUUGACGUAGCUGUCGGCCCCUCGCUCCGUCUGAGACGGACUGCUGGAGCUGCUUGCUGGGCUUAGAGACCCCCACUGUCAUAGAAUCCUUGGCAUGCCGAAAUCCUGCUUCCAAAAUGGCACUGGAAUUGAAUGUUAAUCAGGCAAGCCAUGCCGACAACACACAGAGUCUUAAUGCCGGCCAUUUUUUUUUUCAUUUCUCACAGGAAGUAAUUCGAUGAGUUUCUAUGGUUAUUUGCUACAGCGGAGCAAGCCCCGAACUGCUACCGUGCACAGGCGUACGCAAGUCACGUUUCCAUGGCGACUGUCAGCAUGAUUGACACAACGACUAUAUAAAGAAAGUCUUCGAACCCGGGACGCCGGGUGUACUCGGUGGCAGCUCUAUGGUGACAGGGCAGGAGGGCAUGCUGCUGCGUGUUGCCUCGACGGCGGAGACAGCACAAUUAUACGGUGUGAUUCCAUACACACGGACUGAGGCAUCUGCAAUGACGGGCAGACUCUUGGGUGCUGCUUUUUUUCUCUCCUUUGUAAUGCAAUAUACCUUAGAGGCACGCCUAAGCUGACGUGAGCACAUAAAAAGCGGUGAGUUAUUUAGCAUCGCUGGAAAAGGGAUGGUGUGCUAUCAGGUGGCGUGACACGUGCAUUAAAUUUACGUCUUGAAAUGCUGGAGCAUUUCGUCUUUAAUGUCAUGGAAAAUUGUCACAUGGUACCUUGAAGGCAAGCAUUAGAUCUCUGGAAUGUAGUGCAUGCAAAUUUCAUAGCUGUCGAGUCUGCAGGAUGUUGGUUUUGAGUUUUUCAGAGGAUUGCUAGUCUGGAAUACUGGCCAGAUGGAUGAGAACACCACCGAAGAAUUCGCCGCUCCGUCGGUGGAAUACUUGACCACCGUGUGGGCUUCCCCCGGGGGGCAGCAGGGAACCCCCACGACCCAGACACCCCGGCAAGAAUGCCAGCAGACCUGGCAGACCACCACGGAUAUACUGGGAGCUGGGCUGGACAUCCACGUUUACGGGUUCGCUGUGGUGUAUGCACUCACUGGAAUUGUUUCCAUGACUCGACUGAGGAAGCUGUACACCUUCCGGGCCGGGCGUCUCAUGAGCGGCUUUCACUUCAAGAUGAACAUGCACAUAUCUACUCUGAUAUUUAGCGUGCUGCGUAUCAUAGUACUUUGCCUGGAUCCCUAUGGGUCGCGCUGUCGAGUCGUCCCUCUGGUCAUCGAUCUCUUGUGGUCUCUGGCAUUCCCAUGUCUUGCCGUCGCCUUCAGUCUUCUCCUCUUGGUAUUAAUGGAAACCACCAAAUUGUACCCAAAUUUGCCUUGCAUUAUUCACCGUACUUGGACCUUGGUUGCUAGCACUGUCUUGUACACAUCGGUUCUCGUGUUGAAGGAUGUACUGCAUCAUUUCCUCAUCACAACUGCAGCGACGGCCUUCAAAGUCCUUUCCCUCCUCAUAUUUGCCUUGUGGGGCCUGAUCAUGAUGCUGGGUUACUUCUACGUCGCUCGCAAGAUCCGGCACAGCUUGCGAACUAGUGGGAGCCCCAUAGAAAGCGAGGCGCUGCGACGGUUCUCCGGGCUGCUCCUCGCUUGCGGCUCCGUGGGACUGCUCACCAUCAUGAUGCAGGUCUUGUCGGCGGUGAGCGAGUAUGGGCUGAAGGCGCCGCCCGAGGUGGCUCUAGCCAGCAUCAGCCCCUGGGCUUGGUGGUUCCUGCAGUCCGCCAUCCGGGCGCUUGAAUCGGCCAUGUGCUGUCUCCUGAUGCUUGUCGCCAGCCGGACGGACAACAAGAGGCACGUGCAGGUGGCACCAAACACAAUCUGGGAGUGGCCACGGAUGCAUGGGUGGAACCUUGAGCCUGUGCCUGCCAGACCGGGACGGCCAGCACCUGUCGAUCCCAAACAGGGAAAACACUCUCCAGCCAUUCCUACACAGUCAACCACCACUAAACCACCAGAUAUUGAAAUGCACGAGAUAUAAUUACACCCUUGUGAAUGGUUACCUCUUUGCAGUAACAGACUGCCAGAUCUUUGAGGAAUAUAAUAUAGGCCUAUAUCAUAUUUUACUACAAAAUGCACACAGAGAGCACAGUCUAUAAAUUCAAUUUGCCGUCGCGUAGUACAUAACAUAUUUCGACUACAUGUAAAAUGUGAACGGCAUUACGACGUGCAAGUUUGUAAAGCAAAUUUAGUUGAAAAGAGUUUUCAAUAUAAACUUAUGUAUAGUGACUUGAAGAUAUAUUUUGGUACAAAAUAUUAUGAGCAAGAAAUGCUCAUAUCUUGGAAUGAGGGAAUUGGGAUACAAUGAAACCAACAUUUUAAGUGUGAAAUUCAGUGAAUCUACUACUGACAAUGUGUUUUAAACACACAUAAUAGAGGAAUGCCGAACUGAUUUAAGAGAAUUGUUGGUGCUGGUUUAAACUGCGUGUAUGGCUGAAUUUCAAUUUUUAUUGUACGGCGAAAAAGAAUUUGUAUUAACCAAGGCUGAGCAGUAUUUGCUAAACCUGUUUGGUAGUCCCAGUGAAUGGUAACACAAAACCUCAAUGGCAUGUGAUGCACAAAUUUAUGGCACUAUUAGACGGUGGAAACUUUCAUUUUUUUCAUAGUUAUAUCGGGGUUUAGGAACCUAACUGUUUCCCUGACACUGUUGUUCAGACACUGUUACAUGCUGUUGUGAAAAUCCAUAUCUGAAGGAUUAUUGAACGGAAGUUGAGACAUUUGAAGUGCCUCGUGGCAUGGGCGUAAAUCCAGGCGGAUGGAAGUGUAUAUAGCCCAACCACAUUUUGAGGGGGAGGUUGGCUAUUAACCCCCAAUUUUGAUGAGAAAAAAACGAAACGGCCUGUGAAUAAUUUACAGGAUAUCCCAACGAUUAAAUGCUUGCAAUAUCACUAAAAAGGGAAAGCAAUUUUAAAAAGCAAUUAAUAUGCCAUUCUGAUGCAAGGUUCUGCAUGAAUCUGAUACUCAUUAGAGAAUGUACAUCUUUAUCAUGAACAUCGCCCCCUAUAUAGAGUAUACGGUGUUACCACCCUCCCCUCCCCUGCUUUUCAAAUGUCCAUGGCCGGGCAAGUCACCCCCCCACACACACACACACCUUCCCCCUUCCCACUCGGCAAGUGAUUUCAAAAUAUACAUGUAUUGUUUUUUUAUUUUACCGUUUUUAAGAUAUUGUGACGAAUUAAGUGAUAAUUCGCCAACUUUCGAAAUACAUCAGAGAAACAAUGCACAAAAAUCUCAUACUUAAGACAAGUCAAGAGUACCAAAACAGUUUCGUGGGUGAAAUUUGCUUGCACUUUACAUUUCAAAACCGUUUACGCGGGAAUGGAAUACUGAAGUUCGCCAACCCCAAUUCUUCGCAAUAUUUCUAGUUACUCGCCUUUUGUUUAAAUUGCAACACCUUAACAACAAACAAACUAUUCUGAGUUAUUCAUUCUCAGUUGAUGCUCACUGGCUUGUCACAUUUACCGUUUCGAAAAUUCAUAUUCUGUCAAAGGAGAAGUUGUAAAAAACGACAGGCUUGGUUGUUUUUGGACCACUAGUUUGGCAAACAUUCGAGUUUAUAUCGGCAGGUAAAACUUUCUAACAGACUGUAAUUUGGCGAAGUGGGCAUGGCUUAUUUUUUGCCAGGUUAGUCCCAUCAUCUUUUUCCAAUCAUUAACACAUUACAUGUUUCAGGUGAAAUUGGAGAAAAAUGGAUGUUCAAGAAAAACUCGAUGCCUUUUCAGAUGGUCAAAGCACGCAUCUUGUCUGCUCGCAUUUGUAUUGCUGAAGAAUAGCAAUUCAGUUCAGAGACUGAAAUUGUAUUUGUCAAAGAUCCAAGAUGAAAUUGACAGUGGUCUAUCAAAAACGCAGAAAUGUUGGGUUGUUUCCCUUUGAGUGGUGAGAUAGGAAACAGAUGUGGUAUCCUUGAUUACAACUCACCUCCAUCUCAUACAGUCUACAAUAACACAAAAUGAUCAUAAAUAAUCGGGCUGAUUGUUUCUUUCUUGUUUUGUUUUGUUUUGUUUUGUUUUUAGAGACACAAGAAAGAAGGAGACAAAUGAUAAAACAAAAAUGCACCAACAGUCAGGUAGCCCAGAAGUAAAAAAUUAACGAAGAAAAAAAAACUUUAUAAAACUCAAUUAGAAAAACUAACAAACUUGGGGAUUUUAGAGUAACAUUCCAGGAAAAAACCUGGCUUAUCCGCGCUAGGACAGAAAUUGUAUUUGUAAUUGACUGGAAAAAAAUAAUAAAAAGAACACAAAACAUAAAGGAUGAGCACCAGUAUUAAGGUUUUGACUCGCGCAAAUUUGUUUGCUGAAGAAACUUUAAGAUUAAAUUACAGUGCGAAGCAGAUAGCAGAUUGCACCUGGCUGCACACUGCAUUUGAAAUUCCUGUUAAUAUUUAAAUACUUCUAGUUUUCCUGAUUUUGCACUUCGUGAUUAUUUGCACUGUAUUUAAUGAAGCGAUGUUUAUUAUUGGGUGAAGUGUAGCUCUUGGACCUUGAAUUAGUUGACGGGGCCAGUGUAAAACAUUGUUGUAUGCGUUGCACGGUGAGCCAAUUUAAAUCAUAUUUAUUUAAAUCACCGAUUUCAAUUGUGAUUGAAAUCAAAAGAUUUUCAAAAAAGUCUCUGAUAUAGCCCUAGUAGUCCCAAGUGCUCCAUUUCAAUAUACUGGAUACACAUACCCUAGGGGUUAACCUUAAACCAGCAUUUAAAUUUUUAAAAGCGAAGAUACUACAUAUUUACUGAUUUGUAAUUUUCCAGGUUUUACACAUUGUACUAACAGCAAAUCUCCUGCAAGCCCCCUAAGUUGUUGCUAUUUAUUAAACGUAUAGAAUCACAUUCACUGCAUACAAUGUGGGUUGGCAGGACAUUUUUUCAGUUCCAGCCUUUUGCUUCGAUUCAAAUAAACUUGUUUUGACCCUGAGUGCAUGAAUUACAUAUAAAGGAUUAAUAAUCGUGAUACUUCACCUCAUAUAACGUGUCCUUUCCUUUGUUUCAUAUGAUGAAGAUUAGAGUAUCAGUGAACGUCUACCUUUUAUCGCUGCAAUGUAUCUUACUGAGAUCAGAGAUGUUGGCCGUUAUACAGAGGAACCACAGUCACUGACAAAAUGCUCUUCAUAAAGUCCUGAGUCACGACUCUGAUAAUCACAAACGAGAUGUUUCUCAAACAAACCUAUUGUAACGAGACAGAUCUUUGCACACAGAGCAAGGUGAAAUACCAUGCACGUUGUACUGGUCUACAUCCAUGUAUAAAUGUACCAUUUAAUCUAAAUGUACAUGCGGCUGAUGGCUUUUGUUUCACUCAAUGGUUAUUUGAUUUGAGUUCCUUGUUAAAAAAAUCAUAUGAACAGUAUCGUUGUCAAAACUUAUGGAACAUGCAUGUCUAAAACCUACAUGUACUGAACUAUUUUUGGUUAAAUUGGAGCACGUGUCUCUGAAGGAACUGCAUUGUUUUCUCGGUGGAUACAUGUACACGUAGGUGAUGUAUGUAUACUACAUGCAUUUCACCUGAGCUUAAAAAAAUAAUUUCAGUGUAUUUCUGAUUUUGAUAAUUUUAAAAAUGAUUUUAUUUA
This is a messenger RNA of Acanthaster planci (crown-of-thorns starfish), 6306 nucleotides long. RefSeq lists its product as uncharacterized. The record is from RefSeq and is a predicted model, not a curated record. Lineage: Eukaryota; Metazoa; Echinodermata; Asteroidea; Valvatida; Acanthasteridae.